Messenger RNA from Uloborus diversus, 1206 nucleotides. Its product is annotated as la-related protein 6-like. The transcript has a single exon. Gene Ontology annotation, biological process: RNA processing. The record is from RefSeq and is a predicted model, not a curated record. Gene Ontology annotation, molecular function: mRNA binding. The coding region runs from base 1 to 1206 and encodes 401 amino acids. Gene Ontology annotation, cellular component: nucleus. Lineage: Eukaryota; Metazoa; Arthropoda; Arachnida; Araneae; Uloboridae.
AUGACAUCAGAAAUAGUUCAAACUGGUAAUAUUGAGAACUCGAAUCCUAACGUUUCAGCUCACAAUACUCCUAAGAAUAUCAAGCCAACAAAAAACAACGCGACAACCAUGUCUUGUAUGGGAAAUAGCAAAACCAGAUGCACAAAGUCAAACUCAUCUGCCAAUGACUUUGUACCUCCAAAUGAUGAACUAUCAGAGAAGAUUGUCAAACAGGUUGAAAUGUUUUUCUCUGAUUUGAAUAUUUUGAAAAAUAAGUUUCUGCUAAAGCAUGUUCGAAGAAACAAAGAUGGUUACGUAAGCUUGAAACUGAUUUCGUCCUUGCGAAAAGUGAAAUCUCUGACCAAGGAUUGGCGCGCAGUCGCUUACAGCAUGGAAAAGUCGGAAAAGCUGCAAAUGAAUGAAGAAAAAUCUAAAAUUCGUAGAACCGAUGCACUGCCACCACUUGACGUAUCAAAAACUGUACUUGUUUAUAAUCUCUCAAAAGGAGCGGAAGACAAAGAUAGGUUAAAACUGAUGCUAAGCAAAUAUGGGACAAUAGCUUCAAUUCUUUUCUCAGAGGAAGAAGAAUAUUCUGUUAUUUUAGCUAUCAAGAAAGUUAUCGCACUAAAUUCUGAUAUUCCAAACAAAUCAUUUGUUGUCGUUGAAUUCGAGUCACUGAUUGAAGCAGAAAGUGGUUUAUCAAAAUGUAACUCGCUUUCGACUCGAGAAUUCAAUAUGAUUCCAAUAUGUGCUAUUCAUAGUAUCAGCAAACAAGUACAUGAUUCACAACUGCAACUGGCGUCCAAUCAUCAAGAACGCACAAGACAGAAGAACAAUCACAAUGAUGAAACUCUUCAAGUGACAUCAAUUAAAAUCGAUACCUCAAGUGGUGACAAAAAGAGACGAAAAAGGUUAAGAAAAAAGCUCUCUGAUGGUGAAAACUCGCCCACUCUACCUCCUAUAAAUAGACUGGCAAACUUGUACUCAAGUCCAAAUCCAUACCUAAACUCGCUCUAUCCUUAUCCAAAAUUUAUUGCACCGGCUUAUCCAAUUCUUGCGACUAAAUUCAAAGGAGACGGAUUGGAAAACACUUUGUGGAACCAGCAGCAGUACUUCGGGAAAAAUAGAAAAUUUUCUGGAGUUUUUGCAAUCCGGCAGCCAAGAGGUCCUGAUGGUACAAAUGGAUUUCACGUAGGAAGACUUAGAAUGAGACACCAACUCAUUUGA